AUGACUAUUGGACCCAUUCCUGUUACGGUUGCGGGCAAGACCACCAGGCAGAUAGCCCCAGGCUCUGUAAACACGCCCAUUGCGCGGUGGCCCUCGACCGCGAAGAACGUGGCAGUCGAUGCCGAUGCCAUCAGUUCCAAGAUUAUCGAUUCAUUAAAUCAGUCUCUUGAAAGAAACGACAAUGUAUCUGUCGCUCAGUUAUUUUGCAGCGAGGGAUAUUGGCGGGACCACCUAUGCUUGACAUGGGACCUACGAACGAUUAAAGGGAACAACAAGAUCGCGACGUUCCUUGACGAUGGACAUAAUUUGAAGAAAAUAGAAAUUGACAGGUCCGAGCCAAACCGUGGACCUAGACUGUGUGCAUUUAACCCUCAUGAGACGGUCAAGGGUAUCCAGUUCUUCGUUAUUGCGACCACCAAGGAUGGCUCUGGCCGCGGGCUUAUGAACCUCGUGGAAGAUGCCGGGCAGUGGAAGAUUUGGACCUGCUUCACCUCGCUCGAUGAGCUCACAGGGUUCGAGGAGCCCAUCGGUCCUAACAGAGCUAAGGGGGUUCAACAUGGGGCCAUCGCCUCGCGCAAGAACUGGUUAGACCGACGACGAGACGAGGUUGAGUUUGAGAACAGCAGUCCCGAUGUCCUGGUGAUCGGUGCUGGCCAGGCCGGCUUGACAAUCCAUGCUCGCCUCAAGAUGCUUGGUGUUCCGACGUUGAUUGUGGAUGCCUGCGACGAGGUUGGCGACAACUGGCGAAAUAGAUACCACCAACUCGUCCUGCACGACCCCAUCUGGUACGAUCAGAUGCCGUAUCUGGAGUUUCCCAAGUUCUGGCCUAUCUAUACACCAAAAGACAAGCUUGCCGGGUACUUCAAGGCGUACGCCGAGAUGCUCGAGCUGAAUAUCUGGACAAAGACCACGAUUGAGUCGACCAAAUGGGAUGACAGUAAAGGCCAGUGGACGAUCGUCGUCACACGCAAGCAUGCCAACGGGAGCAUAGAAUCUCGAGUUUUACACCCUAAGCAUGUUGUACAAGCCACCGGUCACUCGGGAAAGAAGAACGAGCCCAACUUCAAGGGUUGGGAGAACUUCAAAGGAGACGUUAUUUGCCACUCCUCAGAGUUUAAAGGUGCAGGAAAGUAUAGUCCGAGAAACCAGAAAGGCAAGAAGGCGAUCGUAGUAGGGUCAUGUAACUCUGCCAUGGACAUUUGCCAAGCUUUCUACGAGGAAGGUUACGAUGUGACGAUGGUACAAAGGACCUCAACUGCCAUAAUUGGCGCAGAUACCAUCAAAAACCUACUGCUGGGAAAGCUUUAUUGCGAAGACGGUCCACCAAUUGAUGACGCAGACCUGCUCGUGUGGGGAUGGCCAGCCGAAGUCCUCAAGGCUGCCCACCAGCAGCUGACCAAGAUCCAGAUCGAGCAGGACAAACCGAUCCUUGAUGGCCUCGAGAAGGCAGGCUUCAAGGUCGACUAUGGCCCGGAUGACUGUGGCAUUCUAAUCAAGUACUUUCAGCGCGGCGGGGGCUACUACUUCGACGUGGGCAGCUGUCACCUCAUUAUCGACGGCAAGGCGAAGGUAAAGCAGGGUCAGGAGGUCGACGAGGUCCUCCCCCACGGGCUGCGGUUCGCUGAUGGCUCUGAGCUUGAGGCCGACGAGAUCGUCGUCGCCACCGGCUACCAGAACAUGCGCACGGCCACGCGGCAGAUCUUUGGCGAUGAGGUCGGCGACCGCGUUGGCGAUGUCUGGGGUUUCGACAACGAGGGUGAGAUGCGAACGAUCUGGAAGAGGAGCGGCCAACCGGGACUUUGGCUUCAUGGAGGCAAUUUCGCCAUGUGCCGAUACUUCUCCAGAAUGGUGGCGCUGCAGAUCAAAGCCCAGUUGGAGGGCAUGACAGCAUUAUAG
Messenger RNA from Neoarthrinium moseri, 1896 nucleotides. RefSeq lists its product as uncharacterized. Bases 1 to 1896 code for a protein of 631 amino acids. NCBI's taxonomy places the organism in Eukaryota, Fungi, Ascomycota, Sordariomycetes, Amphisphaeriales, Apiosporaceae. Gene Ontology annotation, molecular function: monooxygenase activity; flavin adenine dinucleotide binding. The transcript has 2 exons. The record is from RefSeq and is a predicted model, not a curated record.